GCCCCCGAUCCGGCAGGCAGUCCCAGGGCAGGCAGGGGAGGCCGCCACGCUCCCAGCCCCAGCCUCAGCCCCAGCCCCUCGGCUCCGCCUGUUCUCCGUCUCCGCCAUGGCUCAGCCGAUUGAGGUGGGCGGCGGGGACGGCGCAGGGCAACAAGAGGAUGUGUUGGGAGAGGAGGAGCAAUACGAGGCUUGGUCCCGGACUAAGAAUCCGGUGCAGAUCCGAGUAGCCAUCCAGGCUGCCGAAGAGGAGGGGGAGGAAGAGGCUGGGGCCGCGAUGGGGGGCAUCGGGGACGGGGAAGACGACGGGGACGCGGCUCGCUAUCUCAGCCCCGGGUGGGGCAGUGCCAGCGAGGAUGAGCCUAGCCGCGGGCACAGUGGUGCAACGACAAGUGGAGGAGAGAAUGAUGGUUCUGACCAGGACCAGGACUGGAAGCCACCAAGCUACGAGUUAAUCUUGAAGCUGGUUGAUCAAAUUGAGUUCUAUUUCUCCGAUGAAAACCUAGAAAAAGAUGCCUUUCUGCUCAAACACGUUAGAAGGAACAAGCAGGGCUAUGUGAGUGUCAAGCUACUCACAUCUUUCAAGAAGGUGAAACACCUUACUCGGGACUGGAGAACCACAGCCUAUGCCUUGAAGUAUUCAGAGACUCUGGAGUUGAAUGAGGAUCAUCGGAAAGUGAGGAGGAUUACACCUGUUCCUUUCUUCCCAGUUGAAAAUCAACCCAGUAGGAUGCUGCUGGUGUAUGACCUCCACUUGUUCCCCAAGCCAUGGGCUCUGGCUGUGCUUCAGGAGAAUGGAAGGCUCCAGGAAAAGGUCAUGGAGCAUCUUCUCAAGAUCUUUGGAACAUUUGGAGUCAUCUCAUCUGUACGAAUUCUCAAGCCGGGGAAAGAGUUGCCUCCAGACAUCCGGAAGUUUAGCAGCCGCUACAGUCAAGUAGGGACUCAAGUGUGUGCCAUUGUGGAGUUUGAAGAAGUAGAUGCUGCCAUCAGGGCCCAUGAGUCCAUGAGCAUGGGAUCUCCAAGCAAAGGCAGCAUUAAAGUUGUCCUCAUUGGUAUGAAAGCACCCAAAAAGAAAGCAUCAAAAGAGAAGAACCAGGAGGAAGAACCUGCCAUGAGCUUCCACCAAAAUAAGACCUUAAAUAAGAGAAUUGAGGAGCUUCAGUAUCUGGGUGAUGAGUCAUCAGCCAACAGCUCCUCUGACCCUGAGAGUAAUCCGACAUCCCCCAUGGUGGAACGACGGUACAUGGCCUCCAGCAAGCUUAGUCCUUCCAUCUAUCAGAACCAUCACCUGAGUCCAAAUGCCUCCCCUCGCUCAAGCCCUUGGAACAGCCCUCUGGUACAGCGUAAAGGAGUGUCCAAGAAAUCUCCACUGGCUGAGGAUGUCACACUGAACUCUAGUACCAGCCUUGAUAUUGUUCAGAAGUGUAUGGAUUAUUCCUCUGACAGCAGCAUCACUCCCUCCAGUAGUCCCUGGGUGCAGAGACGUCGACUAGCCCAGUGGGGAACACAUGAGAAAAGUCCGGCUGCCAGUCCGCUACUCACCCGCAAAGUCCAGAAUGCAGAUGGGUCACCUGUGGGGGUACUGAGGUUGCCAAGAGGCCCUGAUGACACCAAAGGAUUUCAUGGGGGGUACGAAAGAAAAAGGGUCUUUGUCUAAACAUACAUUCACUGUCAGUACCAGCUCCAUACAAAAACCACCUUUAUUUUCCUGGGUCCAACAAAACAGCUGGCAUGAUCAAGAACUGUCUCAAGUACGAGUUUCGAUGUUUGUAUUGGUGUAGAUUUCUUAAUUUAUAUAUUUGUAUUGGAAGGCAACUACAUUUUCAAGGACAUGUCCUCGUUCCAGACCACCAUUUAUCCUGGUAUGGUCACUUUGAUAAUGCCACACAUAUGUAAAUGUAACGGUACUAAACAGGAAUGGGAGAAACUCUCUAGGAAAGAUUGAAUAGAUACUAUUUUUCUGCUUUUGUUUUUUUUUUCCAAAUAAACCUCCUUUGAGAAGGGGUAUGUGUAGAGAUUGUGCUACCAUUUAGAAUGCAGGGAGGCUAGUGUGGAUGUAGCUCAAAGACCAAAAGUUUUUAAUGACAACCUGGUUGACUGAUGACAUACAUGGUUUACUCUCCUACAGUCAAGUCAAUAAACACUUAUUAAGGGCCCACUGUGUGCUAGGCACUGUGCUAAGUACUGAUCUUUUAAGAUCAGAACAAAAAUGUAUAUUUUCUCUUACAAGUGAAUUAAAAGGAAAAAAAUAUAGGAAUAAUUGGGCACAUACUCGUCUUGGCCCAUUGGUAUGAUAAGCUGGCAUAUCAUUUGGGAUCAAUGAAUUGACUGUCUAGUCCCGAUGGAAGGGGGAAGGACCAAAUAGGAGAAUCAUUGAUUCAAAAGCACGGCCAAUAGGUCUCAGUGAAACAGCUUAGCUUUCCCAGGUUCCUUCCCCAAUUUCAUUGAAGAACAGAAGGGAGGAAAAGCAAUGAUUUUAUUGUACAGAUUUCUAUUAUGUGGAUGAAGCUUAUUACUGUAAUUAUUUGACAGAUUUUUUUCAUUUUCUUCAGCAGGAGAGAUUGUGUGGAAGUGAAGAAUUAUUGUAUAUUUCUAUACUGUUUUGACCUCCAGGGCAAACUGGUUGGGGUCCAGUACUAGAUCCAUUCAAAAGGAGAUUUCAGGUUCCUUUAAUACACCUUCUUCUUUCAAGGGGACAAAAGGGGAAAGAUUUAUCUUUCAUGAACUGCUCCUGAGUUCACUGCCCCUUUGCUCCUACAUUUUCAUUGGCUUCUCCAGUCAACCAAUGAUUCCUCAUGUUCCUGCACUGUAUGCACAAACACACACACACACACACACACACACACACGCGCGUGCAUAUACACAAACACCAUUGGACCUUUCUACAAAGUGGAGAAACUUCAAGGUAAAAGUUUCUAGAGUUAAUAUUUGCUCUGGCGUCAGAUUACCCGACGCGGCGUAGCAUCCAGUUUCUCUGUGUUAAGUCGUCUCCUCCAGGUAUAGCUUGCUGGCCAUUUACUUAUUAAAAUCCUUGGGUUCUUUCCAGCAUAUGACAAAGUCUUCCCUUUGUAUUUUUCCCAAAGCUAGGCAAGCUGGGUCCUAUAUCUUGGAAACUCUGUGCCAUCCUCUCCUUGUUCUUCUCUUCCUCCUUUCUCCCAGAAUGUUUACACAUUAUCCGUCUCCUUUUGUAAUGGCACUUGUCCUUGCUUCCACACAAUAAACUAAAAAUGUCCAGGUCACCUUGCCAGUCAGUCUGCUCUUUCUUAAACUCUGGCUAAACCCUCAGCUGUGGCACGGCCUUACUGUUUGUUAGCAUAGCAAGCCCUUCCCAAAAAGCUUGGCCGGGAAACCCAGCCCAGGGUGUUUUUACAGAUGUUUUGUUGAUUUUAAUGAAAGCCAGAUCCCACUUCACUCUGCAACAUGAAACUGUGACCGCUAAGGCAGGAUUUACCAAAGGCUAACCUUUAGGGAAACAGCCCCAAACACCAAAUCCAUUUCCUAUAUGUAAGUUCAGCGUACUAAUUAUUCUAUCGCCUAAAGAUGAGACCAGGUCAGAGGGGCUUUGAUUUGGUCUGUAUGGUACAAGCAUCAAAAAUAUGAGAUCUACCUUUUUACGCCACAGUAUUAAUUAUUUGAGCAUUUUGUACGUAAGCAUUUUCCAAGGUAUGAAUUAGGCCUCCCUUGUAUUUUUGAGCUGCUAAUUUAGAAGAGAAUAAUAAAAUAUUAUAGAAAAGUCACGCAGAGAAGGCCUGCAUGAUAUAGUGCUAAUCUUACAGAAUCACAGACCUAGAACUGAAAGCAAACACUCCCCUCAUUUUACAGAGAAAGAAAACUGAGGCCUAUAAUCACACAACGAUUAAAUGUUAGUCUUGAUUUGCAGGAAAGUUGUCUAACUAUAGGGGUAGCUAAGUAGCGCAGUGGAUGGAGCGGUGGCCUGAAAUUGGGAAGUUCUGAGUUCUCAUGUGGCCUCGGAUACUUGCUAGCUGUGUGACCCUGGGCACAUCACUUAACUCCUUUUUGCCUCAGUUCCCCACACUGGAGAAGGAAAUAGCAAACCACUCUAGUAUCUUUGCCAAGAAAACCUCAUGGACUUGUCCAUGGGGUCACAAAGAGUCAGACACAAGUAAACGCAAACAAACAACCACCUCUAACUAUAAAGCACAUACCACAUAAGAGUCGCUUAAAGUCAAAAGAUGUAGUUUUAUAUCUAAGUUCUGACACUUGCUGCUGGGUGAGCCCAGACAAGUCUCAACCUCACCGAGUCCCAGGAAACUGUAAGACUUAUCCGCUAAAAUAAAGAUGAGUUUCAAUCUGC
Messenger RNA from Trichosurus vulpecula (common brushtail), 4312 nucleotides. It is a transcript of the gene LARP6, whose product is annotated as La ribonucleoprotein 6, translational regulator. Gene Ontology annotation, molecular function: mRNA binding. Gene Ontology annotation, biological process: RNA processing. NCBI's taxonomy places the organism in Eukaryota, Metazoa, Chordata, Mammalia, Diprotodontia, Phalangeridae. The record is from RefSeq and is a predicted model, not a curated record. Gene Ontology annotation, cellular component: nucleus. The transcript is spliced from 3 exons. The coding region runs from base 107 to 1654 and encodes 515 amino acids.